Molecule: messenger RNA, 339 nt
Organism: Melampsora larici-populina 98AG31
Lineage: Eukaryota; Fungi; Basidiomycota; Pucciniomycetes; Pucciniales; Melampsoraceae
Exons: 2
Coding region: 1-339 (112 amino acids)
Biological process (GO): vacuolar proton-transporting V-type ATPase complex assembly
Cellular component (GO): endoplasmic reticulum membrane
Source: RefSeq, a predicted model, not a curated record
AUGGCCAACAAUAUCUUCACAGCAAUCAUUGACUCUAUACUUCCAACCAAACCUCAACCUGUAGUACCAGAUCAACAACUAUUAAAAGCCAUGGAUAUCUCAUUCUUAGCUCUCAUCCUUACUCUCAUCGGUUUAGCAUUCAUCACUUCAGCAAAUCCACAUGUGAUAGCUCUAAUCCUAGUAGCCAUUUGUCUUUGGUUGAGUAUCAGAUGGUUUGUUGCUGAAUUAUCUAGAUAUCAUCAAAUUAAUAAACCAAUCGAAAUCUCUUCUGAUCAACUUAUGAACCCAUCAAAUCUCAACUCAGAAACAUCACAAAAACUCAAAUCUAAAUCAGAGUGA